AUGACCUUCGGUGCGCGGCCAUGCUCGGGGCGGCUGGGCUGUCACCACUUCGGGCCUCCGGGGGCUCGUGUUCUUCGUUCCGUGGCCAUCGAGAACGGGAAGAGGGUGAAAUCACGCUCCAAGGGGCAAACUCGGAUCGCGAUCCAGCUGUUCCAGGCCAGCCUCGCCCUGGGCUGGCCCGGGGCCGGCGUCCAGGAGGCCUACCACCUCAUCGGCCGCGAGGACCUCGCUCUGCAGGCGCACGGCGAGCCGGGCUCUGGCGACGCGGAGGCGGGCGACGCCCUCGGCGGCGCCGGGGACCUCGAGGAUGCCGCCGGCCUCGACGACCCGCUGGGCCCCUCGCCGAGCACGGACCCGCUGGCGUCGGCCGAGUGGCUGUACAGGACCUUCGACCAGGACCGCAGGGCGAAGGAGGUCGCCCGCCUCCUGAGCUCGGCGCGGCCUGUGACCCUGCGUGUCGCGAGGCACACGGAGCACACGGACCACGACUUCGAGAAGGCCAAGCAGGUGCGCCUGGGGCGCGCGGUGGGCCGCCAGGCGGCGUUGUGCGUCGGGCGCGGCGCCUUCACGCUGGGCGCCGUGGCGCCCCUGCCCACGGAGCUGCUGCAGACGCCACCACUUACGCUCGCUGGCAGGUUCCCGCCGCAGGCUGCAGUCGUCUCCCUGGACCAGACCCAUCACAAUCCCGAGCUGAACUUGUGGGCCGAGUUCAACAACGGCGUGGCCACCGCGCUGCAGGUCCGCACGGCGCUCGGUCCAGAGAUCACCCGCGGCUGGAUCCUGCACCACCGGCGCCUCGUGUUCUCGUGCCUGACGUGGUCGAUCGCAGCGGUCUCUCACCAGCUGCCCCCUCUGAUGUUCGACAACACCAGGGAGCCCCCGGACGGCCUGUCGGAGUCCGGCCUCAGAAGGCAGGCGCGCGAGGCGGAGAUCAUCGCCGACCACACCUGGGAGGUCCCGGAUAUCGACGUGACCCAGUUCCACCAGGUGGCCCAGAUCGGUGGCCUGUCGGGCGACGAAGCGGACAGGCUCAUGGACGCGAUCCGCACGGCAGCCGCCGAGAUGGGAACCUUCAUAGUGACGGUGACGGACGGCGGCAUGCUCGACAUGGCCCUGAACAUGAUCCACAGCUUGGACACGGCUCCCUGUCAUGCCCCUCGCCUCGUCAUCGGCCUGGGGGCGAACCUGUGCCCCACGUUCGCGAGCCUCAACCUGACCACCUGCGUGGAGGUGUUCGAGGACUCAGCGGGUUCGGAGGACGAGGUGGCCUGGGGGUCCCACGAGUAUUGGCAGGUGGUCUUCCGAAAGCACGUCGUGCUCACGCUUGUUGGCAUGAGCCAGAUGGCGAGGCACGUGAUCUACACCGACCCCGACAUCGUGUUCCUCGGCUCCCCCGUGACCUACUUCGACACCGAACAGUCGUACGACAUCAUAUUCUCGCCCAACAACAUGCUGGACCCGAACGCCACGAGGGUGGACGACGUCGCCGACACGUACGAGACUCGCGGGAUGGAGAACAUCCUGCUCGGGCCGCACAACCGCCGAGCCGACAUUAAUACUGGCCUGUUCCAGAUGAAGUCCAACAAAAACGUCGCCGACCUGAUGCUGAAGACCAUGGAGAUCUUCCGGGACCAGGAGUUCGUGCACGGUCACUACCAGCAGUACUCUUUGGUAAAGGCUUUAGACGAGUUGCCUGACGUGAAGGUCGGCGUCGCCGCGGGCGACAAGCUCGUGAACGGCAACGUCUUCUGGGGUCACCGCGAGCUUUUGUCGGAAGACGGCGUGAUCUCGAUCCAUGCCAACUGGAUGCCGUGCCAGCUCAAGAUCCCAUGCCUCAAGGAAGCGAACCUCUGGGUGGACCCCGCCAACCCGCAGCGGCUGACCUUCGUGCCCAAGCGGAUGGUCGCCAGGAUGGACUACCGCGUUGCCACCGUGGAGGCCUGCGGCGAGGCCGCGGCGCUGGAGCCGCCCACGAUCCCCGAGAAGGCCAAGUCGACCACGCAGGCGCCGCCCCGGCCGACCGUGCCUGGCUGCUACCUCUGGCUGCCCAAGGGCUGCCCGCAGCACAACUUCCACGCCCAGGACCAGUGGCGCAAGACGGAGGCGUCGAGGGACCGCCCCCAGUGCACGAGCGAGGUGAAGGAGCUCUUCCAGUCGUGGUGCGGCACCAGCCAGGUGGAGAUGCUGUACAUCGCGCCUCCGCCGGCGGACGCCCCCCCUGAGCCCACAGCGCCGGGGUGUUACGUCUGGAUGCCGGGCGGCUGCGAGAAGCAGCGCUUCCACGCCCAGUCGGCCUGGAGGCAGACGACCUCCUUUACCGACCAGGACUCGUGCAUCGACAAGGCACCCGAGAAGUACAACAGGUGGUGCGACGCCAGGGACUCCUUAGCGCUGUGGGUGGCGGCCGCGCCAGAUCCGCCCCAAGAACCCGGCUGUUACGCCUGGUUCCCCACGGGCUGCAAGUUGAACCCGUUGUCUUCCAACCUCAUCGCGCACGCUGGAUCCGCGACGGCUGGGGCGAGAAGUACGCGGGGGCCGGCGCCGACAAAGCCGUGUGUACGGAGGUGCGUAAGGCUGCGAUCGAGGAGUGGUGUGGCAUCCAGAACGCCCAGAUGGUCUUCGUGGACGACGGCCCGGGCUCCACGACGGCCGCGGAGGACGGCCGGGAUGCGGCCCCAGGAGGCGAGGCGGCUGAGGCCGCCGACGCCGACGGCGGCGCCGAGGGCUCCGCCGACGGCACCGCCGGCGCCGACGGGGAUGCCGCCCCCGGGCGCCUCCGAGGGGCCCCAGGCGCAGCGGAGGCGGGCGCGGCCCGCGCCCCUGGCGGCUGAGAGGCGGGCGCCGCGGCGCGCGGCCCCCCGCGGCGGCGGCCCGCGGAGGCGGCGGCGGCUGCACCGCCCCCCUCCUCGCUCGCGGAGGGGGCUCGUCGCGGCUCCCGCCGUCCAUGACUGUCGCCUCGCGCGGGAGCGGCCACGUGGGGGGCCCUGCAGGAGCUGCCGGGAUUUGCCAGGCGGGAUCUGCACGGCACAGCCUCGGCGUGUCCGGCCCCGCCGCGGCGUCGCCGCUGCGACGCCCGCGCGCUGCGAGGGUCGGCCACGCGCAGAGGGGGGGGCACAGUCGACGUAG
Messenger RNA from Prorocentrum cordatum, 3126 nucleotides. The record is from the annotation of a GenBank genome assembly. NCBI's taxonomy places the organism in Eukaryota, Dinophyceae, Prorocentrales, Prorocentraceae.